Esox lucius (northern pike) is the source of this 1603-nucleotide messenger RNA. RefSeq names its product D-dopachrome tautomerase (gene ddt). NCBI's taxonomy places the organism in Eukaryota, Metazoa, Chordata, Actinopteri, Esociformes, Esocidae. The record is from RefSeq and is a predicted model, not a curated record. Gene Ontology annotation, molecular function: phenylpyruvate tautomerase activity. The transcript is spliced from 3 exons. Bases 51 to 407 code for a protein of 118 amino acids.
UCAUUUGACCUCCAUUCUUUCUGUCUAAGAGUAAAGACGCUUGAGAUAUAAUGCCGUUUAUUGAUUUAGAAAGUAACUUACCAGCCAGUACUUUUUCAGAGGAUUUCUUGAAAAAGCUGUGCUCCAAAACAGCUGCUGUUCUUGGGAAACCCGAAGAGCGAAUGAUGUUGGUGGUGAAACCUGGACUGCCAAUGCUAAUCGGUGGAACAUGCGCACCUUGCGUGAUACUGUCGGUGUCUGCUAUUGGUGUCACCGACACUGCGGAGAAGAACAAGGAACACAGUGCUAACAUCUUUCCUUUUCUUUCAGGAGAACUUGGCCUAACCGAGGACAGGAUCGUGAUUAGGUUCUAUGCGCUAGAACCACAUCAGGUUGGAAAGAAAGGAACUGUGAUGAGUUACCUGUAGGAGGUCCUUUGGACUACAGUGACUUCAUGGGUCCAUUCCACAACAGUUCCCACAGAACAGCGCUAAGGGAAUAUCCACCUCUGUUGGAUAUGCGUGCCACAUUUAUGAAGAUCUUUCUGGAAUUUUAUAAUGAAUAGACGUAUUGUGCUGUGCAAAGGUCUUAGGCACCUGAAAUUCAAACUAAAGCCGUUUACUUAGAUAUUAAAUGUUUAUUUGUGAAUAAAUGUAUAUUAUAUAUAUUCUUUGUACAAAUAUACACUUACUACCCAAAUAAAUGGCUUUAGUUAUUGACCUGUUUUCACUGUUACAAUGUCAUCUCACCUAUUAAUUUCAACCAUUGGAUCAUGUUUUUUUUUCUGCUGAUUUGUUUCUAAGAACCACAAUGAGGAGCAUAAAUGGACUAGUAUUACCAACUACAUAGUGCAGAAUAUUUCCUACUCUACAGUAUGUGCAAUGUUAAAAAAAAGUUCAUGUAAUUUUGUACAACACCAUGGAAACCGCAAUCCAUGGCUUUGGUGAGUGUAGAGGUAAAACUAGAUUAUAAACUCAUUUUUAGCAUUGCUGAUUUCUCAAACAAUGUUAGAAUUUAUUUUGUGGCCUGAAUUUUGGAGGUGUGACAUUUCAACUCCUUUUUACCUUAAUGCAAUUAAUAAUUUCACCUCUUUUUACUUUUACCCAAGUUUUUCUGACUAACAUGUGAAAUGAGCUUGAUUCUUUUUUUCAAUAUUUGUGAAGGUUCAACUCUGUGAUUUUCAAUAUGAUGUUGUCAGAUUCUGGCUCUUUUGCAUAUUUAUAUCAGACCAAACCUUCAGCUCAUCCCCUCCACUGUCUGGCCCUCGUCCAAUCAUAUAAGUGUAUUCUGUAUCCUAACCGUAAGGUCCAUAGUGUUCCCUCUUGAGUUCUUGGCUCCACACACUCACACAUUUAUCAGGUGUUUUGGUUCCACUCCCAUUGUAGAUACCAGCCAUUUGCUAUAUGGUUCCUCAUAUAACACAUAGUAGCAAAGCACCGCAUCUGUGUUGUGUUCUUUUACAAAAGUAUAGAACUAAAAUACACAUUAUCAGGAAAAGACAUGCUUUCUUACACUGUGUAUUUUUCUAUUUCACUUAGGUAGUAUGUGUAUACUUUUUCUAAAACUGUGUAGUACUUUCUAUUAAAUUUGUCUUACUUGAAUUAAAAGUACUAAUCUCCCUUAA